Gryllus bimaculatus (two-spotted cricket) is the source of this 1470-nucleotide messenger RNA. The record is from the annotation of a GenBank genome assembly. NCBI's taxonomy places the organism in Eukaryota, Metazoa, Arthropoda, Insecta, Orthoptera, Gryllidae.
AUGUUUGGUCAAGUAAUGCCCGUGACUUACUACAAACGUUCAUCUGCUCAAAGGAAAAGUUCAAGGCUGUUUCAAGUAAAAUGCACAACGAAAAGACAAUUCAUACCCAUAUUCGGAGAGAACGGUUUGCCGCGCCGGCUGCGCACUGCCUACACCAACACGCAGCUCCUGGAGUUGGAGAAGGAAUUCCACUUCAACAAGUACCUGUGCCGGCCUCGGCGCAUAGAAAUCGCCGCGUCGCUGGACCUGACGGAGCGCCAGGUGAAGGUGUGGUUCCAGAACCGGCGCAUGAAGCACAAGCGCCAGACGCUGAGCAAGGCCGCGGAAGGCGAGGAAGGGUCCGAGGGCGGCGGCGGAGGCGGCGGAGGCGGCGGGGGCGGCAAAGGGCGGGCGAACGAAACAGCUCCAAGAGCUGCGCCAACUGCGGGGGACCUUGCCCCCCUCGCGGGCGGACGGGAGCCAACGGCGGCGCGGGGGCGCGUUCGGCGCGGCGGCGGCGGCCGGCCGGGGCCAACGCGGCCAGCUCGGCGAGGCCAGCAGCGUCGCAGCAGCCCUCACCAGCUCGCGGCGAGGCAGGACUCGCGCGGCUCCAGUCACGGCUCCCCGCCGCUGGCCCGCGCCCGCCGCCGCCAAGAAGCUGGACGUGCUGGUGAAGGUGAGGCCGCGGGCGCGGCCCCGCGGGGCGGGCCCACCGGGCCCGGGGGCGGUCCCCUCCGCUGCACUGCAAGAUGCAAGACCAGCGGCGGCCAAGGACGCGUGCGGGGCCGCGACCUGGGCGUGGGAGCCGGCGCGCCGACGCCGCGCGCCGGGGGCGGUCCCGCCCCGCGGAGCGGCCCUCACCCGUCCUCCACCCCCGGGCACGCCGCAGCAGCAUGCCCAGGCCCGCUGGCCCCGGGGCGCGUGUUCCGCGCGCAGCGCGCCUAUCGCCCCGCCCCCGGCCCGCCCCGCCACGCGCCGCCGCGCCUGGGUCGGCCCGUGGGCCGGGGCUUGGGCCGCGCGCGCCACCGUGGGCGCUUCCCCGGGGCGGGCCCUCGCGGCGGCCCGCACCCCCGCGACCCCGCGGCGCGCCGCAGCCCCCGCAACCGUGCAGGCGCAGUGCUACGCGCCGCGCGCAGCGGGUGCCCGGCUGUUACGACGGCUACCUGCGCGCGCGCACCAGCGACUCAAAACGGCUCCGUGCACCCGCGCGCGCCCAGGCGACACCGCGGGCUACCAGCGCCCCGCGGCGGCGGCGCCCAGCGGCUACCGCAGCAGCGAGUAACCGUCGCUCACAACGGAUACCACCACGCAGCGCGGCCGGCACACCGACGAGCAUACGGGUACCCCCAGCCGACCAGGCGUACUGCGCUACGCACCCAGCAGGCGCGGCCGCCGUCAAACCGCACGCAACAAAGCUCCGCAGAGAGUCACCACCCGCACGCAAGGCCCCCGCACCCUGGAUCACCCACGCAGCACGACCUGCUACCAUGA